Molecule: messenger RNA, 2074 nt
Organism: Rhododendron vialii
Lineage: Eukaryota; Viridiplantae; Streptophyta; Magnoliopsida; Ericales; Ericaceae
Product: UDP-galactose/UDP-glucose transporter 7
Exons: 8
Coding region: 573-1544 (323 amino acids)
Cellular component (GO): Golgi apparatus
Molecular function (GO): UDP-glucose transmembrane transporter activity; UDP-galactose transmembrane transporter activity; antiporter activity
Source: RefSeq, a predicted model, not a curated record
CGGACGUUCCCACCAAAGCCAUUUUUCUCCCUCUGAUUGCGAUGGCCUCUCUCUCUCUCUCUCUCUCCUCUCUCCUCUCUCUCUCUCCCUCCCCCACAAGCUGUCUCCGAAAGGCGACACUGUCCACAUGGCCUCGGGUAACUCGCGUGAAAACCUCAACCAUCCUCGCGUAUGUACAUUUUUCCCCAUAGUUUACAGUUACAGAUGCUCCAAAUUAUACACACUCCGCAAUUCAAUCGAACUUUUUGACGCAAAUAAAAAACCUUUACUCAACAGUUUAUUCACUGCCCUUCUUCUUCAGUCCCACUUCUCCUCCCUCUCGAUCCAAUAAAUAAAACCCUCAGUUCAAUUCCACAACCUUGUCAAAUUACGUAAUCUUAUUCCUUUUGUGUAUACAUAACAGUAUUCGACCCAAUUCAUAUCCGAAUCGGAUAUUUCAUCAGGGUUUGGGGAAAAAUUGAUUGCGGAGCUUAUCCGAUUUGGGUGAAGUGAAUUUGGAGUGGUAGAGUUUGCAAUUGUUGGUUUUGAACGAGUGGUGGUGCUGAUUUUUGUUGAAACUCAGUGGUGGAUCCAUGGACAGUCGCGUGUAUUCUAAUACUAACAUGGCUCCGUAUUUGAGUUUAUUUGCUGCCUUAUCUUAUGGAGUUGCUUCAAUGGCCAUGGUUUUCAUCAACAAAGCAGUUCUCAUGCAGUAUGCAUACUCAAUGACUCUCCUCACUUUCCAGCAAGGGGUAACAACGUUGCUUAUACACUGCGGUCGAGUGAUGGGAUACACAAAAGCUAAAGGAAUCAACUUUGCGACUGCGAAAAAACUCAUCCUAGUUUCAUUAUUCUACAAUGCAAAUGUGGCAUUUGCUUUAGCAAGCUUGAAAGGAGUAAAUAUACCAAUGUAUAUUGCUAUAAAAAGACUUACACCACUUGCUGUGUUAGUUGCUGGAUUUUUUUCUGGAAAGGGGAGACCAUCAAAACAGGUCACUCUUUCAGUAAUAUUGACUGCUGCUGGUGUUGUUGUUGCGGCACUAGGAGACUUUUCUUUUGACCUUGUUGGAUAUAGCAUGGCCUUUACUUCUGUCUUCUUCCAGACCAUGUACCUUGUUUUGGUGGAGAAGUCUGGUGCUGAGGAUGGGCUUUCAUCAAUUGAGAUCAUGUUUUACAACAGCUUUUUGUCAUUACCUUUUUUGCUAUUUCUCAUCAUAGCGACUGGAGAGUUUCCAAAUUCUUUGACUGUAUUAUUUGCUAAGAGUACAUUAUCAUUUUCGGUGAUUGUUAUUCUCUCACUGGUGAUGGGCAUAGUUCUCAACUACACCAUGUUCUUGUGUACCAUUGUCAACUCAGCUCUAACAACCACUAUCGUCGGGGUCCUCAAGGGGGUUGGAUCAACAACACUUGGAUUUUUCAUGCUGGGAGGAGUGGAAGUGCAUGCUUUGAAUGUAACUGGAUUGGCUAUCAACACAGCGGGCGGCGUGUGGUAUUCAUAUGCCAAAUAUCAGCAAAAGCAGAACAAGCCAAAGCUCAUCUCAGAUGUCGAGUCUCAUGGGAGGUGAAACCAUCAAUUGAGGCUGUGUUGGUUAUGUGAACUUAUGGUAAAGAAGUCCAUGAUUUCUUUUUCUCUGGUUUUCCCUUAGUUAGUUUUACAAUAAAAGAUUUUUAACAUCGCACGAAAUUUCGUAUCAAAGCGUUUAAAUUAAACAGCAUGAUGCAUUGACUCCGAGUUCUCAAAUUUGCCUGUUGAAGGUACCUGAGCCAAAACUGGAAGUUUCUCAAACUCAAAUGACACGUUGAGAUUUACCUUGCACAACUCUGCAGCAUCUUCCUCUUUUGAUUCAAGCACAUUUUGUAUCUCAUUAGAAUAUCUUCAUCGAGAAUAUGGGUAAACCUUCCUCGUGAUUGUUUUAGUCUACUAGUCAAAAGACGUGUUCAAGGGCACCCUGCGUUCAUUUCACAAGGGGAGACAAUUACUGGUUUACAUUUUCAAGAAGUCGAGAUAUUUAAUCUCGAUUAACGAUUGGUUGUAAUGUUAACGAGGUUUUGAUACAUUCGCGUACGAGAUACUUUUCUUUCAUUCUUUUUUUAA